AUGAAUCCGUUCUUGAGACUCUAUCACACUUCUUCUUCAGCAUGUUUGAAUCCAUUAUGCACUUCAAAGAGUGUGUUGAAGCACGUCGCAUCAUACAAGCAAUCACCCAUGAUGAUGACAAAUGGAGCUAUGAUGACGAAUGACUCAUACUCGUCGAUUCAACAACAACAACAACAACUCAGAACAUUUCAUACCAGCCAAAGCCUUGAAGGUCGUCAUCGUAACAAUAGUGUUCCGUUAUCGAAUACCAAUCGUUCCCGAACAUCCAAGUCAUCCAAGAAAUCAUCCACAACAACAACAAAAACACCCUCCUCUUCCUCCUCAUCAUUAUCAAAUCAAGGAAUGAAUUCUUCUUCUACUGCUAACCAUACGAACCAUGAUACUUUUGCUAAAUCCAUAUAUACUUCACAAACAAGAAAACUCUCUCAAAGACAAAUUGAAAAAGAACAAAAAAUCGUUUCCAAUUCAUCCUUUCUCAAUUAUACUCCACCUCCUAUUGAUAAGAAAAUAACAUUUUCAAAAUCACAAUUACAAGAAUUUAAAUUAGAAUCAACAUUGGAACAAAAUUUAAAUUCAACUUUUGCAGGUAAAAAACAAACAGUGGGAAAUCUCUUUGGUAACAUUAAUGAUGGUAGAGGUGGAUUAUCCAAAUUAACUGGAUUUGUUCCAAGAGAUUCCAAUAUAUCAUCAUUUAUUAAAUCUGAUUCAUCUCAUCGAAGAUUGACAGAAAAGGAAAUUAAUGAAAUUACUUCAAGAGACCAUGAUGAUGAAUUUUUACAAGUAUUAUCUAGACACAAAUUGGAACCGAUGAAUGAACGAAAACCAUUAACUACAUCUCCAUACUCGAUUGGAGGAACGGAUGAAAUUUUGGAAAUGACAAGAUUGAUUGAUGAUAAACAUUUGAUUCAAAAUGAUGAACAGAAACUUGGGAAUGACCAUCCACAAGAUCAACAAGACCAUCAUCAACGACAAUAUUUUCAUCAAAAAGAUUAUCAACAACGACAAGAUCAUCCACAAGAUCAACAACAUCCACCUUCUGUCAUGAAAACUAGAAACUAUUCUCAUUUAGAAAGAACUACUCUAAAUCCCAAUGACUAUGACAAAAUGUUUGAUUUACAAGAAUCUAAAAAACAUUGUGUACAUCUCAACAAAUUAGCUUCAACCAUUUCUCUCUCAACAUCCUCUCAACAACAAGAUCAUCAACAACAAUUACAACAUAUUCAACAGUAUUUUGAUUCCAUUCCAUUUCCUAAUACAUUUCAUUAUAAUAUUUUAAUGAGUAUUUAUGCUCGUCAUGCUCACUAUGAUCGAGUAGAAGAAAUAUUUCUAAAUUUACCAUAUAAGAAUACAACUAGUUAUAAUAUCAUGUUAGAUGUCUAUUUAAAACAAGAAAGAUUUUCUGAAAUGCAACAUUUAUUUCAACAAAUUCCAAGACAUGAUGAUGAGAGUUGGAAUAUAUUAAUGGAAAUGUUUGAAAAGAAGAAGGAAAUUGAAAAAGUGAAACAAGUAUUUAAACUCAUUGAAGAACCUUCUAUUGAUAAUUAUAAUACAUUGAUGGCAAUAUUUUAUAGAGCAAAACGAUUGGAUACGGUGAAACAAAUUUAUGAAUUAUUAAAGAAUAUCAUGAAUCAAGAAGAAGAAUGGAACAAAUCCACGAAUAGGAAUCAAGAAGAAGAAUGGAACAAAUCCAUGAAUAGGAAUCAAGAAGAAUGGAACAAAUCCAUGAAUAGGAAUCAAGAAGAAGAAUGGAACAAAUCCACGAAUAGGAAUCCAAUCCUCGCGAGGAAUGAAUGUCAUCAUACCCAUGACGAUUCACUCUCUCCAAAUCUUUUAACUUUUGAAAUUCUCAUUAAUCUCUCAAUGGAUACAAAAGAGUAUGAACAAGUCCAUGAGUAUAUCCAACAAGCGACUCGAUUGAAUAUGAAUUGUGAACGUUUCUUCUCACCUUCCACACUCUCUAAAAUUGAAUUACUUCGAAAGAAUCAUUACAUUCCACCUAAAAAGUAUUAUACUAGUCGUAGUCAUUAUAUAACCACCAAUAGUAAUACUACCAAUCCUAAUUAUAAUAAUACCAAUUAUAAUAAUAUUAAUAAUAAUAACACCAUCGGUAAUACCCUCAAUAACAAUCUUGAACAUUCAAAUAAUCACAUGAAUUCAUUUCAAUACAUUGCUGAAAUGGAAAGACUCAUUGAAGAGAAUCAAUUAGAUCAAAUGGAACAAGUAUUAUAUCAUAUACCACGUGAUUUAUUAACAAGUGAACAUUUUUCAUGUGCAUUGAAAGGAUAUUCUCAAGCUGGAAAUUUUAACAAGACCAAACAAAUAUUUUAUGAUUUGAUACAAUUUGAAAGAGCUCAAAGUAGUAUUCUUCAUACACGUAAUAAUAGUAAUAAUGAUAAUACUAAUAAUAAUACUAAUAAUAAUAGUAACAAUGAACGUACCAAUGAGACUCAUACUCUUGUCAAAGAAUCUACUACAACAUCUAAUAAGAAUUAUUAUUUCUACUUGUCAUGUUUUGUAAGACAUGCUGAAUUGACGAACACUUCACCCAAUGUCAUUAGAAUGCAACAAGUAUUCAAUUCUAUUCCACAUCCUAAUCCAUCUCUCUAUUCCAUACUCAUGCUUGGAUAUUUAAAGAAGAAGAUGUAUGAAAAAGUAGAAGAGUUAUUUCAUGAAGCAAUGAACAAGUUUUCAUUGAAUGAUAUGAAUAGUACUAUUGGUAAUAGUGGUAGUAUUGGUAGUAUUGGUAGUAAUAGUAGUAUUGGUAGUAGUAGUAGUAUUGGUAAUAGUUUGAAUCAUUCAAUACCUUCUUCACCUCGAUCAUUACCACCACCAUUUCUUGAUAUGCACAUGUAUUCCAUCAUGAUUCGAUGUUAUGGAGAUCAACACAAAUUUGAUCAAUUAUUUAAUUUAUUUGAUAAUAUUAUUGUGAAACGAUAUGAACAUCCAUCAUGGAAGGAAGAAUCUCUUUAUAAUGGUACUUUUAAUAAUCAUAAUAGUGAUUAUAAUAAUAAUCAUAAUAGUAAUUAUAAUAGUAUGAUGACACUUUCAAGAUCCAAGGAUAGAUUCAUCAUUUCUACCGAUGAUAUGGAUAGGAUGAGUGAACCGGACAUUGUGAUGACGAGAGCACCACAACCAUCGUCACUGGAUCAUGAUUCGUGUUCUCAAUUAGGACUCGUUCCAAGAAAACUCAAUCUCGUCAUGAUGUUCACUUGUGCAUGGAAAGGACUUGUGGACAAGGUCGAAGAAUUAUUCAACAAGAUACCAAAAUAUUAUGCAAAUACUACUUUUGAAAAGAAUGUAUUGAAGAAUGGUGAAGCGAUUCAUACGACUCAAGAAUGGAAUGCACUUUUAUUGUCUCACUCGAUUGCAAGAAAUGUAUCACGAGUGGAAGAAGUAUUCAAACAAAUUCCACAACCUGAUCCAUUUACUUACAAAAUAUUGGAAACAAGUCUUGAAAAGAAGAACAAGUCUUAUCAGAAAGAAGAACCAAUUCUAGUAGAAGAUGAUGCAUCUUUGAGAGAUGAUACCCUCUCGAGACAAGGUCGAAACUCAUCCAAUCGAAGAAGAUCAUCCAGAAAGUCUUCGACACAUUUGGUGGAACGUGUUCAGUCCCUCAUGAAAAAAGACAAGGAUUCGAAUGGUACGAUCAUGCUUCAUGUGCCAUUCGACGGAUAA
Molecule: messenger RNA, 3675 nt
Organism: Naegleria lovaniensis
Lineage: Eukaryota; Heterolobosea; Eutetramitea; Acrasida; Naegleriidae
Exons: 1
Coding region: 1-3675 (1224 amino acids)
Molecular function (GO): protein binding
Source: RefSeq, a predicted model, not a curated record